Molecule: messenger RNA, 3591 nt
Organism: Vidua chalybeata
Lineage: Eukaryota; Metazoa; Chordata; Aves; Passeriformes; Viduidae
Exons: 26
Coding region: 1-3591 (1196 amino acids)
Source: RefSeq, a predicted model, not a curated record
AUGCUCGUGUCCUUUAGGACUCUCAGCCCCGAGCGGCCUGUGCUGGCCCGGGCAUUUCUGCACUGCCCGGGCGCGUGUGCCCGCCCCUGGACCACCUUCAGCACGGAGCAUCCCUGUCCCAAGGGCACCUUUGGCCCCAGGCCUGGUGCCACCAGUGAGUCUGACUGCGAGCCCUGCCCAGCAGGUUAUCACUGUGCCAGGGGAGCCGUCAGCCCAGCCCCCUUCAAGCACAGGGUGGAAUCCUCCAGCCCUGCCCUGCCUGGCAAUGACAUCUGCCCCGUGGGCCACUUCUGUCCCCGUGGCAGCGGGCACCCCGUGCCGUGUCCCCCCGGGUCCCUGUCCAGCGCCCUGGGCCUGGGGGCAGAGGAGCAGUGCCAGCCCUGCCCGGCUGGGAGGGUCUGCAGUGGCCCAGGGCUGGCUGAGCUGGCCCAGACGGCGCUGUGUGACCCAGGCUACGUGUGCCUGGAAGGAAACUCUGCUCCCUGCCCUUCGGAUGGCAUCCAUGGAUACAGAUGUCCCAGCGGCUCCUACUGCCCGGCGGGCUCGGCGCUGGAGCUGCCCUGGUACUUCUGUCCGGGCCGCACUGCUGUCCCUGUGCCCUGUCCCGAGGGGACACUCAGCCCCUUGGAGGGGGCACUGGCGCCCACGGCCUGCAGGCAGUGCCCCGUGGGCAGGUACUGCAGGGGGGAGGCCAACUGGGAGCCUGAUGGGCUGUGCUCGGCCGGGUACUUCUGUCACGGAGGAGCCACCGACGCCACCCCGCGUGGGACAGCCGGCUUCCCUCUCAGCGGGCCCUGCCCUCUGGGGCACUACUGCCCACAGGGAACUCCUUUCCCACUUCCUUGCCCACCUGGGACCCUCAACAACGCCACUGGAGGUGGCUCCCAGGACAGCUGUGUGCCCUGCUACCCCGGGGCUUUCUGUGCCAGCGCGGGGCUGAGCUCUCCCACAGGACCUUGUUCCGAGGGCUUUUACUGCCCAGCAAACUUCAGCUCCGUCAGCCCCACGGCGUUCCUGUGCCCCAAGGGUCACUUCUGUGGCUCAGGGACAGCCCUCCCGAGGCCGUGCCCUGCCGGGCAGUACCAGCCAGCCACGGGCUCUGCCUCCUGCAUCCCGUGCCAGAGAGGAUUCUACUGCCAGGAGCUGGUGGCAGGGGACCCCAGGCGCUGCCCACCUCAUUCCUACUGUCCCCCAGGGGAUUCUGAGGCCCACCCGUGCCCUUUGGGACACUACUGCCUCGGGAGCAAUGGCAGUGCCCAGAGCAGUGUCCUGGCCCCUCAGGAGUGCCCUCCACAGACCUUCCGUGGGCACCUGGGAGCACGGAGCCUGGCGGAGUGCCAGCCCUGCCCGCCGGGGUACCACUGUCCCCUGCCAGGCAGUGACAGCUACGACCAGCAGCCUUGUCCCCGUGGCCACUACUGCCCUGCCCUGUCCCCUGCCCCGCUGCCCUGUCCCCCGGGCACCCAUGGGAGCAGCCACUUUGCCAAGCACCCAGGGGACUGCCAGGCCUGUCCUGCUGGCACCUUCAACCACCUCCCUGCCCAGGCUGCCUGCUUCCCCUGUGGCAGCUCUUCUUCCUCUCAGCCGGGUGCCACCAGCUGUACCUGCCACGGGCUGAACAGGGCUUUCCAGCAGUCAGAUGGCUCCUGCAUCUGCCAGGCAGGUUAUGUUUAUUAUGAUGAGAGAGGCAAGAAAGACUCUGACAGCAACAGCGAUCAGGACUGCCGACCUCAGGUGGACGAGUUGUGUGCCCCUGGCGAGGUCCGGCUGGCGUCCACGCGCCGCUGCGCCGCCCCCGAGCGCCACGACUGCGCUCCCGCCUGCGGGCCGGCCGGAGGGGAGCUCCACGCACAGCUGGGCAUAUGCCACUGCAAGCAGUACAUCUCUGCUGAGGAGCUCUGUGACCAGCUGUGCCUGCUGAGAGCCCCACGGAUCUCCCUGGGCUUUGGCACCCACAGAGAGCUGCUGCUGAGGAUGAGCGAGGGCCAAGUGAGGGAAGUGUCAAAUGUUCUGGGCCCUGAUGAGCACGUGCAGAGCAGCCAGAGGGUGCAUUUGGUUCUGUUCAGUCCCCAGGGAGUGCUGGGUUUCAUUGUCUCCAGCACAGAAGUUCUGGAUGCAUUUCUCAAGGGAGAUUUUUCCUCAGAUCAGCUGCUGCAGAAAGGGCACAGAGCCCAGAGGAGCUCCCCCAGGGACAGCCAGGCCUUGCCCCUCAUCCCUAACCCAGUGGUGUGUCUGGAAGCAGGGGACACGAUCCUUUUCCAGCUCAGCAUCAAUUCCCAGGAGCGUGCCUCCAGCCAUUACCCCGUGUACCAGAAGCAGCAUCUCUACAACAACAACCCAGGCUGGGAUUUCGGACCCUUCCGAAGGCUGGACCACCUGAUCCAGGAGACUCAGCUCAACAUCUCCUGGUUUGCCCAUGUUUUCCUGGAGCCUGGGACAUUUGUUUUCAGGGACAGCUCCGUUCAGGAGCGCUUCCUGAUUGUGACAGUGAACGAAGCCAACGUGAGCUGUGACGCUGGGGAAGGGUCCUUCCAGCCCUCCUCCCUGUUCCAGCUGGCCAGACAUGGCAUUUUGAAGCAGCAGAAUCUGAACUUGGCUCCCAACUGGGCUGCUAUCACAGCGAUCCUCUUCGUCCUGGGCUUCCUCGUGCUGCUGCUGACCACCCUGGCCAUCGUGUUCCAGCCUGCUGGCCCCAAAAUCAGCCCCCUGAAGAGCUGGAAGCCACGAUGGAGGAGCCUGGGGGAGCCCCACAUCCCACCAGAGUACAUCCUCCUUAAGGACAGCCUCAAGUUCUACCAGAUGCUUGGUGCUCGUGGAUCUGGAGAAGACGCUGGCUCUGGGGAGAAAGGAGCAGUGCCUGGUGCAGAAAACAGCUUCACACCCAGGCUCCUGGAGGAUUUCAGUGUCCGCACCCUCUAUGACAAGCUGGAGGAUCAGAAUUUGCACUUGGCCUCUCAGCUGGCAAAGCACAGGAUGGACGUGCUGGUGUUCCACAAUGGGAUCAGCCAGAGGAUCCAGAGCCUCAUGGACACAGUGCAAGCUCUGGACUGGGAAGCCCUGAAAACCUUUUCCAGGCAAGGGAUUUGUGGGCAGGAAGCUGCAGAGCAGAGCUGGGCAGCAGCGGGUGCUGAGCUGAGCCAGGGACACUGGAACAACAACUUCCAGCCAGGUGCCCCGUGGCAAGAGGUGACAGAGUUAAUGAGAGCUCUGGAAGCGCUGCUUGGGAACACUCCUGAGAGGAGCAGAGCUGCAAAUCCAGAGGUGGAGCUCAAGAUCCAAGCACAGGCUGCAGUGGGAGCUGUGCCCUCCCUGCACAGCCUGGCCAGUGAGAAGAAAUCAGAAGGGCAGGAUCCUGAGCUGCCUCAGCUCUGGGAGCUGUUCAGCAGGAAAGAUGCUUUUUCCAGCCUGCCAGGGCAUGAAGAGCAUGGUUUAGAUCUCCAGCUGGCUUAUCUGACUGAGCUGGAGGUAGAGGGUCUGGUGGCAGCUUCCCCCCUUGCCAAGACCCUGUGUGAGAUCAAGGAAGCUUUGGUGAAUCUGCAGCAACCCUCAGCCCAUGGCAAUUCAGGUGAAGGGCAGCAACACCAGAUUUGA